CCAGACUGCUCAUCUGACCGGUUCCCCUUUAAGAACUCUGCUGGCAUCGCCGCUUUAAGAGCAGCACGGUUGCAGUGCAUGCCGGGAGGCCGGCUGUCACAUGGAGUACAGGGACGUGUAGGACACUGUACAGAUAGGAAGAUGGAGUGUACUUGUAGUAAAGGGGUUAAUGUCCUACACCAGGCUGGGCUGCACGUAUGAGGCCUUCUCCAAGAGACGCUGGUAGAUCUGCUGGACUAAGCGAAGAGAAAUGUUUGCUAUAAAUCCUGGUCACACCACAAGAUGUCUGCGCCUGUGGAAGUGGAAGCAUCAAGUCUGUGCCCUCAGGAGAUGCCUGUCUGGGCAGAGAUGGCAGACACUGACCCUAUGGGGAAGUCGCUGCUUGUUGCAAACUAUCCAUCCUACAAAUCUGUUGCAGGUGGCGCCGUACAGUUCCAAAAAGGACAGAAUUGACAUGUCUGGUUAUGAUGUUGAAUAUAUUAGAAAUUUUAGUAUAAUAGCUCAUGUAGACCAUGGGAAAAGUACGCUUGCAGACAGACUGCUUGAGAUUACAGGGUGUAUUCCGAAAGCUGCUUCCAAUAAGCAAGUUCUGGACAAGCUACAAGUGGAGAGAGAGCGGGGGAUCACAGUGAAAGCCCAGACUGCCUCUCUGUUUUAUACUUUGGAGGGGAAGAAGUAUCUCUUAAACCUGAUCGACACUCCAGGUCAUGUUGAUUUUAGCUAUGAAGUUUCAAGGUCCCUCUCUGCUUGCCAAGGUGUAUUAUUGGUGGUUGACGCAAAUGAGGGCAUUCAGGCACAGACUGUGGCAAACUUCUUCCUCGCCUUUGAAGCGCAGCUUUCAGUUAUUCCUGUCAUAAACAAGAUUGACUUGAAGAAUGCCGACCCAGAGAGAGUGGAGAAACAAAUUGAAAAGAUGUUUGACAUUCCUGCUAGUGACUGCAUUAGAAUCUCAGCAAAGUUUGGAACAAAUGUGGAGAGAGUACUUCAAGAAGUUGUCCGAAGGCUUCCACCUCCUGCAGUAGAAAAGGGACGCCCCCUGAAAGCCCUGCUGUUUGACUCCAUGUUUGACCAGUACCGAGGUGUGAUCGCCAGUGUUGCCCUGUUUGGAGGGGAAGUGUGUAAAGGCAAUAAAAUAGUGUCUGCUCACUCUGGCAAGUGCUAUGAAGUCAAUGAGGUUGGCAUACUGACCCCUGAUGAAGUACCUGCUGAAAAACUGUGUGCAGGGCAGGUGGGGUACCUAGUUGCUGGAAUGAAAGACGUACAGGAAGCACAGAUAGGAGACACACUACAUUUGUUGAAGCAGCCUGUGGAGCCUCUGCCUGGCUUUAAGCCUGCAAAGCCCAUGGUAUUUGCAGGGAUGUUCCCAGUUGACCAGUCUGAAUACAGCAACUUAAAAAGUGCCCUGGAAAAGCUGACGUUGAAUGAUUCCAGCGUGUCUGUCACCCGGGACAGCAGUUCAGCGCUCGGUGCGGGCUGGAGGUUGGGCUUCCUGGGGAUGUUACACAUGGAGGUUUUUAACCAGAGACUGGAGCAAGAGUACAAUGCAUCUCUCAUAGUGACGUCCCCUACAGUCCCAUACAAAGCUGUGCUGUCUUCUCCAAAGCUGAUCAAGGAGCAUGGAGAAGAAGUGAUCACCAUUGUGAAUCCAUCUGAAUUUCCUGACAGAUCUGUAGCGAAGGAGUAUCUGGAACCUAUGAUACUGGGCACAAUUAUUUCACCAGAUGAAUAUCUUGGGAAGAUCAUGUCUCUGUGCCAGACCCGCCGAGCGGAGCAGAAGAGCUUUCUCUACAUAGAUGAACACAGGAUCAUGAUGAAGUAUCUGUUCCCUCUGAACGAAGUUGUGGUGGAUUUUUACGACACUUUAAAAUCCUUAUCUUCUGGAUAUGCCAGCUUCGACUAUGAAGAUGCAGGAUACCAGCCCGCUGAUCUGGUGAAAAUGGAUAUUUUACUGAACGGUCGUCUGGUGGAAGAAUUAGUGACUAUUGCACAUAAGGAAAAGGCAUACUCUGUGGGUAAAGCAAUAUGUGAACGCUUACGGGAUGCCAUACCAAGACAACUGUUUGAGGUAGCAGUUCAGGCCGCCAUCGGUAGCAAGAUAAUUGCACGAGAAACAGUUAAAGCCUACAGGAAGAAUGUCUUGGCAAAAUGCUAUGGUGGUGAUAUCACAAGGAAGAUGAAGCUGCUUAAGAGACAAGCUGAAGGGAAGAAAAAAAUGAGAAAAAUUGGUAAUGUGGAAGUGCCUAAAGAUGCAUUCAUCAGUGUAUUAAAAAGACAGCCGGACAAGUGACCUCCAUAGCACCUAGUUGUUGUAAUGUUGUUGGGCCUAAUAAAUACCAAGUAUUUGAAUAUGACUUUGAACCUGGAAGAACUGUAUUUUUUCCUAUACAGCACCUGUCACUUCUGAAGUGUAUAUAUGUAAUGAAAUGAUAUUGUUGAUACAAUAUGACUACAUUUCUUAUAAUAAAAUGUUUGUAGAAAAGUAA
Hyla sarda is the source of this 2483-nucleotide messenger RNA. RefSeq names its product GTP binding elongation factor GUF1 (gene GUF1). The transcript has 18 exons. The record is from RefSeq and is a predicted model, not a curated record. Lineage: Eukaryota; Metazoa; Chordata; Amphibia; Anura; Hylidae. Gene Ontology annotation, molecular function: GTPase activity; GTP binding; mitochondrial ribosome binding. Gene Ontology annotation, cellular component: mitochondrion. The coding region runs from base 251 to 2287 and encodes 678 amino acids. Gene Ontology annotation, biological process: positive regulation of translation.